This is a messenger RNA of Eleginops maclovinus (Patagonian blennie), 2432 nucleotides long. It is a transcript of the gene adra1d, whose product is annotated as adrenoceptor alpha 1D. The record is from RefSeq and is a predicted model, not a curated record. Gene Ontology annotation, biological process: positive regulation of cytosolic calcium ion concentration; adenylate cyclase-activating adrenergic receptor signaling pathway; cell-cell signaling. The transcript is spliced from 3 exons. Lineage: Eukaryota; Metazoa; Chordata; Actinopteri; Perciformes; Eleginopidae. Gene Ontology annotation, molecular function: alpha1-adrenergic receptor activity. Gene Ontology annotation, cellular component: plasma membrane. The coding region runs from base 143 to 1651 and encodes 502 amino acids.
CGGGGAGUUGUUACAAAGGAUGCCACCAGUCAGAGGAAAACCAUCACUAAAUCAAAACCAUUUAGAUUCACCGUUUGGCUCGAAAGAGAAAUGUUUUUUUUAAAGAUAACUUACUCUUAAGUUCUCUUUAUGGCGUUUCAAAAUGACAGAGCUUAACUUGAGGAACGAAAGCAACUAUCGGAUCUAUUUUGCUGAAACUUUCAAUGGAUCUCUUGUGGAUCAAAUACUUCCAAACGACAGCAUCACGCCAUGUCCGAACUUCACAAUGGACUCAAAGGUCGUCGGGGUUGGCGUCUUUCUUGCCGUUUUUAUUUCGGUGGCAAUUGUUGGCAACAUUUUGGUUAUCCUGUCUGUUGUUUGCAAUAAACAUUUGCAGACUGUCACAAACUUCUUCAUUGUCAACUUAGCCAUGGCGGAUCUGCUUUUGAGCAUUAUUGUGCUGCCUUUUUCAGCAUCUCUGGAGGUUCUGGGAUGCUGGGUGUUUGGCCGGGUUUUCUGUAACAUCUGGGCAGCGGUGGAUGUGCUCUGCUGCACCGCAUCCAUCCUCAGCCUCUGCGUCAUCUCCAUCGACCGGUACAUAGGUGUUAAACACUGCCUGAAAUACCCCACUAUAAUGACAGAGAAGAAAGCAGUGGUUGUUUUAGUUUUAGUUUGGGUAUCAUCCACUGUCAUCUCUGUAGGACCACUCCUCGGAUGGAAGGAACCGCCGCCUGUGGACGAGAGAAUCUGCAAAAUCACAGAGGAGCCGGGCUACGCGCUCUUUUCAUCACUCUUUUCCUUCUACCUUCCGCUCAUGGUCAUUCUCAUCAUGUAUUUUCGGGUCUACGUGGUGGCCCGUAGGACUACUAAAAGUCUGGAAGCGGGCGUCAAACGAGAGAGAAAUAAGUCGAUCGAAGUGGUCCUCCGGAUACACUGUCGCAGCGUGCUGGAGGACGCACGCCCGAGCAGUUCAAAAAGCAACAAAAAUCACCCGUUCCGGAGUUCGCUCUCUGUGCGGCUGAUGAAGUUCUCCAGGGAGAAGAAGGCUGCUAAAACCCUCGCUAUCGUGGUGGGGAUGUUCACCCUAUGUUGGAUGCCCUUUUUUUUCUUCCUGCCGAUGGGUGCCUUUUUCCCAGCACUGAAGCCAUCGGAAACGGUUUUCAAGGUGGUCUUCUGGCUGGGCUACUUCAACAGCUGCAUCAACCCCAUGAUCUACCCCUGCUCCAGCAAAGAGUUCCAGCGGGCGUUCACUCGGAUCCUCAGGUGCCAGUGUCACCAAAGAAAGAGGGUCCUGCGUCGCUUCUAUGACCAGAGGUGGCGGACGGCUGUCAAGGGAAUGACAAGAGAUCAGAGGGGAGAGCGUAAGAUUGGCUUCCCUGUGAACGAAUCCUGUGGCAGCUCUUUGUUACACAAGGGGAAAGGGCGUUCGCCAGGUUUCAAGAGAUGGAGUCUGUUUCCACCACUGCAAAAAUCCUCAUUCCAGCUCAAAGAGAAAGUGAACAACCUGUCAAAUAAAAUCAAGGGAGGGCCAGGAAAAGGAAUCACACCUGCAGUGGGUCGGAUUGACAUAGUGGACACAGUCUCUAUGGGGAUUUACAAUUCCUGUGAGCAGAGCAGUUAUCAGUUCUAUGAUCUUGCAGACUGCUACGGCUUGAAAGAGACUGACAUUUAGAUGGCCACCAGUGAAUCUUUGAAUAACUUAAAGGGCCAUAUCAAACUUGUAUGACAGACUAUGAUUGGUCGUUACUUUUUGUGUUUACAAAACAUUUGAGAAUCAAAGUUGUGGACAGAAAAUGAUGGCUUGAACUCAGCACAAAUAGAACUCAAACUUUAUCUCCAUGUUAAUUCAGAUGUAACAAUUGUUGUAAACGCCUAAAAGCCACUUUUUGGAAGAGACGAGGAGUAGCAAACUUUUUGGAUUAGCUUUGACUGCUGUCACUUGGAAACACUGUGCAUCGACUGUGCACUCCAGGUCUUCAACUAUAGGACAUUUGAUUUAUCACUAUUUGAUGACUGCUUUGUUUGAUAUUCAGCUGAUUCUAAAAAAAUAAAUAAAAAUGCAAUUGUAAAAGAUUAAACACAAAUAUUUUUAAAGGAGUGAAAGAAGAGCAAUGCAAUUGUUAUUGUUGUCAGGAUGUCUGGAUUUAAUCAAAAAUAAUGUAUCAGAAUUAAUUGUCAUAUUUCAUCUGCCAUUUUUCUUUUUGACAAGGCAUUGUGAAUGACUAGAGUCCAGCAAACGAUAAAAAUGCUGCGCAGUAUUUAUUCCAAGUGGUUGAUUUAUAAGUUGACUUGGCAUUAAUAUAUACACUUGUGUGAAUAGAAACCCAUGUGUCGUCUUGUCCCUUUUGUCAUAUGCAUCAACAAGUGAAUGUGAAAUGAACAUCCUUUUUUGUAUUUUCUUUAUGUAAUGUUUGUAAAUAAAAAAGAGAGGACACAUGUUGUCUGUUGAAUUA